CACUUCCAACUAUAAGACUCCCAACUGUUAUCAUCUUUCUGGGUUAGCAGGAAAAGUCAUGAAGAAGCCUUCCUUGCACUCCUCUCCUUCCACCAUUCCUUUCAUCCUCCUCUCAGCAGCGCUGGUAGCUUUGAUCUUCUUUGUUGUCUACCCGAAUGAGUUCCGGCUCCAGUCCAUCGUCACCUCCCGGUGCGGCUCCCGGCCGCCCUCCUCCGUCGCCACCUUCAUCGAGACUGUGACCCCGAAGCCGGACUUCCGUCUCCUAAUGGGCAUCCUCUCUCUCCCCGACAGCUACGAGCGCCGCCACCUCAUGAGAAACGUUUACGCCCUCCAAUCCAACAUCACUAAUGCCCAGAUCGACGUCCGCUUCGUCUUCUGCAACCUGACCAAGGAGGAGCAGCGAGUGUUGGUGGCCAUGGAGAUCGUGCUCUACGACGACAUCAUCAUCCUCGACUGCGGCGAGAACAUGGACCACGGCAAGACCUACGCGUACUUCUCCAGCCUGCCGAAGAUGCUCGAGGGCAGCAACGGCGGGGACCGGCCUUACGACUACGUCAUGAAGGUGGACGACGACACCUACUUCCGGCUUCAUAACCUGGCAGAAUCACUCAGGAAGAUGCCUCGGGAGGACGUCUACUAUGGGUUGAUCAAUCCCUGUUGGAUCCCGCAACAUAAAACCAACUACAUGACCGGAAUGGGAUAUCUAUUAUCCUGGGACUUGGUGGAAUGGAUCGCGACGUCGGAGUUGCCCAGAAAGAACCAGGUUGGGCCGGAAGACUUCCAGACCGGGCUAUGGAUGAGAGAAGGAGGCCGAGGUAAGAAGUUCAACAUGGAGCCGGCGAUGUACGACUACAUGGAGGAGCCGCGGACGUGCCACCGCCACGAGUUCAUCCCGGACACCAUCGCGGUCCACAAGCUCAAGAGCCACCUGAGGUGGGCGCGGACCCUUAAUUACUUCAACGUCACUGCGGGGUUGAAGCCCUCUAAGCUGUAUCAUAUUCCUUGAAGGGCUUCCCUUCUAUCUUGCCUUCUUCUCUCGGUCAUCAAUGAUUCUUUUUUCCCGCAUGACUUGCUCUGCUCAGCCAUGCAACGAUCGAUGGAGAUCCAUAUUAGACAUUGUCAAGUGCAAGAUACUGUAACAGUCAGUUCUCCGUCGGAAAUCUAAUAGCAGUCAUCCCAUGCGUUGGAAGUGAUUCAA
Musa acuminata subsp. malaccensis (wild Malaysian banana) is the source of this 1198-nucleotide messenger RNA. Its product is annotated as beta-1,3-galactosyltransferase pvg3-like. NCBI's taxonomy places the organism in Eukaryota, Viridiplantae, Streptophyta, Magnoliopsida, Zingiberales, Musaceae. Gene Ontology annotation, molecular function: hexosyltransferase activity. Gene Ontology annotation, cellular component: Golgi membrane. The record is from RefSeq and is a predicted model, not a curated record.